Molecule: messenger RNA, 1549 nt
Organism: Zophobas morio
Lineage: Eukaryota; Metazoa; Arthropoda; Insecta; Coleoptera; Tenebrionidae
Gene: Alg3
Product: lethal(2)neighbour of tid protein
Exons: 2
Coding region: 98-1513 (471 amino acids)
Cellular component (GO): endoplasmic reticulum
Molecular function (GO): dol-P-Man:Man(5)GlcNAc(2)-PP-Dol alpha-1,3-mannosyltransferase activity
Source: RefSeq, a predicted model, not a curated record
AACCAAUUAAGUUGCCGUACUUGUCAUCCGUCAAAUCACCGCCAGCCAAGUCGCCGAUAACCUAACCUCAAAUAAUGUUUAUCAAGACACCUCUCCAAUGGCUCCGACUAAAAAUAAGUUGCCCAAACCCGGGUUAAACCAAACUAGCACAACCCCAAAAAUGGAGAUUGUGAAGAAGUACUUCUACGACCCUCACCAUAUAACUUUAACGUGCUGUCUUCUGUUCCUCUUUGAAAUUGUCUUAAACAUCUUCAUCAUCGAAAGAGUGAACUACACCGAAAUUGACUGGAAGGCAUAUAUGCAAGAAGUUGAAGGUUUUCUGAACGGUACCUGGGACUACAAAGACCUACGAGGAGACACGGGCCCUCUCGUGUACCCUGCGGGCUUCGUUUAUAUCUAUUCGUUUCUUUAUAAAAUAACAUCCCAUGGGACGAAUAUAUACGUUGCUCAGUACAUCUUUCUUGGUCUGUAUUUGGCGCAAGCCUUACUAGUGUACAGAAUUUUGCGAAAGACAUCAAAAAUACCCCCAUAUGCUUUAAUUCUAGCGACUGUAACAUCAUACCGGAUACAUUCAAUUUUUGUACUGAGACUCUUCAAUGAUCCAAUCGCUGUUCUGUUGUUUUACGUUAGCUUAAAUUUGUUCAUUUCUGAUUGGUGGAUUUUGGGGAGUGUCUUCUACUCAUUGGCUGUAUCAGUCAAAAUGAACAUUCUUUUGUACGCGCCAUGUUUGCUCAUUGCUUACUUAACGAAUCUGACUCUUGUACAAACUGCUAUUAACCUGGUGGUUUGUGGGGUGCUCCAAAUUCUUCUCGGAGCUCCGUUCCUUUUAACUAACCCUUACUCCUACAUUAGGGGUAGUUUCGACCUUGGACGCAUUUUUGAACACAAAUGGACUGUAAACUACAGGUUCCUUCCCAGGGAGGUUUUUGAAAACAGACUUUUACAUCUUUCAUUACUAACGUUACACAUUUUGACCCUGCUAGCAUUUGCUCCUCACUUAAGACGGUAUUUAAGUAGUUACGCUAAGUUGAAGGUUGUCACUAAACAAGUUAAAGCACAAAUGAAAGAAGAACGUCGCAAGAGAGAAGAAAAGAAAAAGAAAGAGAACGAAAAAUUAAGUAAAAAAGAGAAGAUUUUUUUGGAUGGUUUUGAAAAGCAGUUGAAAGGUGUCAAGACCAGAGAGGAAACAAUUGAUGACGUUUAUGAAGACGAGUCGAAACUUGAAGAUAAGAUGAGCAAAGUAGCACAGCUGUUUGUUUUACCAUUUUUUGCAACAAAUUUGAUUGGGAUUGUUUUUGCCAGGUCUUUACACUACCAGUUUUACAGUUGGUAUUUUCAUAGUUUAUUGUAUUUAGUGUUUUGUACCGGUUUCAGAAAACCAGUCAUGUUUUUAUUAUUGGGUGUUUUGGAAUAUUGUUGGAAUGUGUACCCCAGUACCCACGUUUCAAGUGCCUUACUACACUUGUGCCACUUUGUUUUACUCUAUGGUGUUUAUAGAACAAUGAAAAUGUAAAUUUAAAUAAAAUAUACAAAAAAAUAGUUUCUUAAA